UACGUAUAUGUACAUGUCGGCCCCUCCCACCUCUCGCGCCUCGGUUUCCCAGACGACACCGGUUCUUGCUCGUCCGCCAUAUUGCCUUCGCCUGAACGCGCUGGUCUGCCUGGAUCGGCUCGUUUACCCACAGCUGGAAAUAUUUGCAGUCAUGACUCAGACAGUCCAGACCAAUGGGGUUCAGCCCCUCAGUAAGACCUGGGAACUGAGUCUGUACGAGUUACAGAGAACUCCACAGGAAGCUAUAACGGACGGACUGGAGAUCGCCGUCUCACCACGGUCCUUGCACAGCGAGCUAAUGUGUCCCAUCUGUUUGGACAUGCUGAAGAACACGAUGACAACGAAAGAAUGUCUGCAUCGCUUCUGCGCCGACUGCAUCAUCACAGCUUUGAGAUCUGGUAACAAAGAGUGUCCUACCUGUCGUAAGAAGCUGGUGUCAAAGAGGUCGCUGCGCCCGGAUCCCAAUUUUGAUGCUCUGAUUAGUAAAAUUUAUCCCAGCCGUGACGAGUACGAAGCGCACCAGGAGAGAGUGUUGGCCCGUAUUAGCAAACACAACAACCAGCAAGCCCUGUCCCACAGCAUAGAGGAGGGGCUGAAGAUACAGGCGAUGACCAGACUGCAGCGUGGGAAAAGACACACUGUGGAAAACGGUAGUGGAGCUGAAGACAACGGCGACUCCUCCCACUGUAGCAACGCUUCUGUCCACAGUAAUCAGGAAGCAGGCCCGAGCAUCAAACGCACCAAGACGAGCGAUGACAGUGGUUUGGACAUGGACAAUUCUGCUGAGAAUGGUGGUGGGGACUCUGCGAUUGAUGGCGGUGCGAGUGAAAUAGAGCUGGUGUUUAGGCCACACCCCACCCUGAUGGAGAAAGAAGACGGUCACAACAGCAUGGAGUUCGUGCCUCGCUACAUCAAGACGUCCGGUAACGCCACAGUGGACCACCUGUCCAAAUACCUGGCUGUGCGCUUGGCUCUGGAGGAGCUGAGGAGAAACGCUGAGGCCAGUCCUGUCAAUGUGGAGGCAGCGUCAGAGAAGCAGUACACCAUCUACAUACCCACAGCUGGGAACCAGUUCACUGUCCUCAAUGGUUCCUUCUCUCUGGAGCUGGUCAGCGAAAAGUACUGGAAGGUGAACAAACCUAUGGAGCUCUACUUUGCCCCAACUAAAGAACACAAGUAGACACAUUCAGUAUACAAAGCACACACACACACACACACACACACACACACACACGCAUGCACACUCAAAAAAACACAUGCACACUCAGCAGUAGGAAGUAAACAGAUGGACUUGGCUUCAUGUGCGCGUGCAUGCACACGCACACAUACAUACGGAAACAAGAAGAGAGAGUGUGAGUGAGCGUGUGUGUGUCUGAAGGAGAUUGAGGGUGUUUGUGAAGACCCUCAAAAAGGACUCUUGUACAAAGUAAAACAAAAAACUAACAAAAAAAAACAACUUGUUUUAUAUCCUCUGUAUCUUUGUGUCCCUUUCUAUCUUUCUCAGUAGAAGGUAGCAGGUCAGUGCAGCAGCGCGCAGGUCACUCACACAAACAGAAACCUGCUGCUAACAGUCGCUUUAGAUUUCCUCUGCAACUCCACUCACAGUCUCACUUCACCGUACGCUGUUGUUGUUGUUAUACUGUGUUAUUAGUCUUGGAACGGUGUCCCCCUCCUUAUACUGUGUUAACGAUGACGAUGUUAAAGACGGCGCCAACAACAGGUCAUUUAGAGACUACACAGGAGUCACAUAACUGCUUGAAAAAAUGUGAAAAUAAUAUUGUAAAUACCCCCUGAUGUACACACAUUCUAUUCAGCCACACUUGCUUGUGAAGAAUCUGACAUGACGGGAAAGUUCUAUAGUAACCUCUUAUGUCAAGUAAUAAUUGACGGCUUCAAUUUGAAAUGCCGCACUGAAAUAUUUGCAUGUGAUUUAAGUUCUCUGACAUUUUUUUUGAGAGAUUUUUGCAAUUUUCUGUCUCUGAAAUUUGGUGUCACGUCUGCUCUCACAGUUCCUCUUUGUUGCCCUUAAACCUUUUCAUAAUAAACAUCAGUGUCAGAAUUUCACCUGUCGGGCCUUUAAAUCCAAAUUGAACCCCCUUGAAAAUGACUCGUUUGCUCUCAAUUCAGUUUGUUUUCCUCGAUGGCGGACAUUAUUAUUAUUGCUUUUAUUAUGUUUCAGCAAGAACAGCACAGGCGUCACUGAUGAAAAAGAAAAAAGUGAGUUUGGAUGUAGCCUCAUUAUGCCAUCAAAUGUGUCCUGAAGUGAAACUCCCUCUGGAUGUUUUUGAAGAUAAAGCUGCAUUCAGGACAUAUUUGGGCGUGUGUGUGUGCGUGUGUGUCAACACCUAAAUUGGAAGUCGAACGAUCACUCAAGCACGAUGCAAACACUGCGUUCUAUUUACUUUGAAAAUUGUGACUGACUGUCACCCGACCGGAUCCUGAACUUGGAGUGAUUUACAACCUCGCAUAAAGAGUUUAUGACGUUUGUCAAAUGUUAGUCAAAGACUGGGUCUGGACCCACGGAUGGGUCAUGGGAGAUUUUUUAUUUGGGUCCCAAACUGAUUUUGAUAAUUUUGUGUGUGGGUGUGUGUGUCUUUUAAAAAGUCAGUCUUAUGCGAAACAUACAAAAUGAACGUCUAUAUUUCAGUGCGACAUUCUUCUGUCAACAUACAGUGUGAUGUGGGCAGGGCACCUGUUUAACGUCAUGUAUAAAUAGCAGCUGGUUAAUUAUGCGCGUUGACACUGACCAGCAGCUCACGACCAUUCCGUUUGCAUCUGCAGUAGACUGUACUGACUGUAGCAGGUUUUUUUUUUUUUUUUGGUUUUAGUUUUGAUCAUUUGAUCAUUGUUGUUUUUUUAUCUUUCAAAUAAAAAAAAACAACAGAGAAAUUGUGACAGUUUGAACGGCUAACAAUGUUUAACUCGAUCGAAGCGCUGAGAGAGAGAGAGGGAGUUUGAGGCCUGGGGUGAACUUUUUUUCCGUGGAGAACCACCAACCGUUUUCCACACGUCGUUCCAUUCGUACAAAAGUGAGGGUCUAGUGCAGGCAUGUCCAAAGUCUGUCCCGCAGGCCAAUCUUUGCCCCUGGUCAGGUUUUGUACGGCCCCCAGAUUUGGUUUGACGCUUUUAAACCGGAGUCCUGUGCCGUGACAGGCAGAUGCAUCCAUCGAUCCUUUAUAAUGAAUUUUUUUUUUCACUCCUGUGUGGCUUAGAUUUGGUUACAUUGCCAUUUAAAAAUGCUAAUUGUGUCCAUUGGCCCCCAGAAAUCUUGGCCCUUAAAAAAGUUUGGACACCCCUGGUCUAGCAUUUUGCAUUCUUAUUCAAGCUCAUGCUCUGUGCCAUUAGUGCCCGAUUUAUUGCCAGGAGUAAUUUUAUUUUGGCUCCACAGGACACGCAUUUAAAAAAAGAUUCCGUAGUCUUCCGGGUCUAGGGCACCCAGGAAAUGAAAGUAUAGUGAAUAGCCACUAGGUGGCAUCACCGGCGGUUGCAAAUAGAUGAAACUAGUACGAAAUUUCAGUAACAUUGCACUCACCAAUCACGAUUCUUUAGGUUACAAAACGGGUGAAUUCACGACGAGUUGCCACUGCCGAAUCUCUUCGCAUAAUCUCAAGCAAGGUUGGUUUGUGCGCCACCACCUGGACAGGCCCAUAUGUUGUCACAAAAUAUAUAAGUGACUGCGGAAGGUUCCGCGUGCACAAACCUACGACUAUAGCAGAACUAUACAGACGUAGAAAGUACGACACAGGCCUAAUAACGAAGCCAGCUCAUUGGCGCCAGUGUGAACGCAAGCUAACACGAAGAAGACGUGAAAACCCUGGACUGUUGUUUGAUCUGUUGCCUGUAGGAACAAAGUAUCUAUAACCUGUUCUUUUUAUAAAUGUCUUUUGUAACAUGAAGAUGAAAGUGUGUAUGUGUAAGGGUGUCAGGGUGGGAAGGUACUUUUGCAGCAGGUUAGUUUUUUACAGUGUUCUCCAACCCAUAAUUUGAGACUAGCUCCCUCUGCUGUCAUGUAUAAUUUUUUUUACAACCAUCACAUCACGCGGGAACGUUUGCGUACGUUUAGUUUUUCUUUUGUUUCAGUAAGAACAAAAAAAACGUGAAGAGACUCGAUAAUCUUUGUGUUCUCCACGCACUGAGAGGGAUAAUUUAAGUGUGGUCAUGAUAGGUACUGACGUGUAUCAAAUCUUGAAAUAUCACAUCAUUUUAAUUGAAAAUAAGUGCAAUGAAAACAGACUCUGGAGAAAAGGAUGACUUAAUGAAAAUUGCGUCAAAAAAAGCGACACUGCUCCAGCUUUUCACAUUUCUCCGCACUGUUAAAACAAAAAAUAUAUAUUCUCAAUUCGGUGCAAGACACGGCAAUAACACUGUGGCGACACAAACUUUAAGUUUAGCGCCACUUACUGUUUUUUUCUGUCAACUUCUCUGAGCUAGCAUAAAUUUGCAUUUUUUUAAACCCGAUCUGUGAAAGUCUUUUGGGGAAAUAAUUUGUGAUACAUUUUAAUGGGAAAUUAGCUGAAUGCACCUGUGCGUGUCUUCGGCGACAAGAAUUGCUCGCUAAAAAUCGCCUUUGUAAUCUACAGUUAGUUUAGGUUUACAAUAUCUCAAGAAUAUGUUUGCGACUUUUUCUCAUCGUGUCUGGUAGCCAAAGUUUGUUGGGAAAUGUUUUGGUUUUUGUUUUUCUUACGGGAACACGAGAAUUACCCAAAUAUAUAUACUGCCGCCUUGUUUGCUAAGUUUCACGUGUUGGGGUUUCCCCGCACUCGUGACCAGUAUCGGUUGAUCGGCACAUUCCCUUAGUUUGAGCAUGAAGUUUAGAAGUUAGCAUGGGUGUCGUGGCGCAACGAGUUCAAGUGGAAAAAUGGAGGAGACGCAACGUGACCGCAGUACGGAAGUGAGUCGGUGGCAAAAUAAAAACUGAUCAGUUUAACAUGACGCGAUAAUUUUUUACAGUAUACGUAUAUUUGUAAGAAUAAUAAACUUAUCUAUAACGUGAUACGGAUCUGAUUGUGGCAUUAAUACGUGGCCUGGUUUUUCUCUGGUUAUACAAAGUUUUUUAAAAUUUGUGAAAAAGGUGGAAAACAGUUUUCUUUUUGUUACAUGUUCUUCAUGUGUAAGUCACCUUUUUUUUCAAAUAUGAGAUGUAACGAGCUCAGUGAUUCUGUUAGAAUAAUCUCACUGCUUUUAUGCUCUGGUUUUUGAGUUCGUAUUUGUGAUGCAGCUCUUUCCUAAACCCAGAAACCACCUGCUCUCUGUGAUCCACACUCAUUCAGGACUUAUUUCCACCAUUAAAUAAACGCUCAUGUUGGAUUUC
Molecule: messenger RNA, 5311 nt
Organism: Solea solea (common sole)
Lineage: Eukaryota; Metazoa; Chordata; Actinopteri; Pleuronectiformes; Soleidae
Gene: rnf2
Product: ring finger protein 2
Exons: 9
Coding region: 8-1180 (390 amino acids)
Cellular component (GO): PcG protein complex; ubiquitin ligase complex
Molecular function (GO): ubiquitin protein ligase activity; chromatin binding
Source: RefSeq, a predicted model, not a curated record